This is a messenger RNA of Haliaeetus leucocephalus (bald eagle), 2300 nucleotides long. RefSeq names its product kin of IRRE like (Drosophila) (gene KIRREL1). The transcript has 15 exons. Gene Ontology annotation, cellular component: cell-cell junction. Gene Ontology annotation, biological process: cell-cell adhesion. Gene Ontology annotation, molecular function: cell adhesion molecule binding. The record is from RefSeq and is a predicted model, not a curated record. NCBI's taxonomy places the organism in Eukaryota, Metazoa, Chordata, Aves, Accipitriformes, Accipitridae. Bases 2 to 2269 code for a protein of 755 amino acids.
CAUGCGGAUCCUCUUCCUCUGCCUUCUGACUCUCGCUGAUACCCACGGACAAGUGGCACAGACGCGGUUCGUGGAGGAACCAGAGGACCAGACAGUGGUGGCUGGCCAGAGGAUCGUCCUCUCCUGCGUGGUGCUCAAUUAUUCUGGGAUCGUGCAAUGGACCAAAGACGGCCUCGCCCUGGGGAUGGGGCAGGGGCUCAAAGCCUGGCCACGCUACCGCAUCGUGGGCACAGCCGACUCAGGCCAGUACAACCUGGAGAUCACUGACGCCGAGCUCUCCGAUGACGCCGUGUAUGAGUGCCAGGCCACCGAGGCUGCACUGCGGUCCCGCCGGGCCAAGCUCACCGUGCUGAUCCCCCCCGAGGACCCCAGCAUCGAUGGAGCCCCUGAGAUCCUGCUGCGUGCGGGGACGCCGUACAAUCUGACCUGCCGGGCGCGCAACGCCAAGCCAGCGGCCACCAUCGUCUGGUACCGGGAUGGGCUCCAGCAGGACGGAGCCAUCACCAGCACGGAGGUGUUGGCCGACGGCAAGCGGGAGACGACCACCAGCCAGCUCGCCAUCAACCCAACUGACCUUGACAUCGGACGGGUGUUCUCCUGCCGCAGCACCAAUGAUGCCAUCCCAGCGGGCAAGGAGACCUUCAUCAAGCUCAACGUUCACCAUCCCCCGACUGUCACCCUGUCCAUCCAGCCCCAGACGGUGCAGGAGGGCGAGAGGGUUGUGUUCACCUGCAUGGCGACCGCCAACCCUGAGAUCAAAGGCUACAGGUGGGCCAAGGGAGGGGUGAUCAUUGAGGAUGCCAAGGAGAACAAGUACGACACACAGGUGGAUUACACUUUCUUCACGGAGCCUGUCUCCUGCGAGGUGCACAACGACAUUGGCAGCACCAACGUCAGCACGCUGGUGGACGUGCACUUUGCUCCUCGGAUUGUGGUGGACCCUAAACCCACCAUCACAGACAUUGGCUCCGACGUGACACUGACGUGCGUGUGGUCCGGCAACCCACCGCUGACCCUCACCUGGACCAAAAAGGAGUCCAACAUGGUCCUGAGCAACAGCAACCAGCUGUACCUGAAGUCUGUCACGCAAGCCGACGCAGGGCAGUACGUCUGCAAAGCCAUCGUCCCCCGCAUAGGCGUGGGCGAACGCGAGGUCACCCUUUUUGUCAAUGGACCCCCCAUCAUCUCGAGUGAGGCCGUGCAGUACGCGGUACGUGGGGACCGCGGCAAGGUGGAGUGUUUCAUCGGCAGCACACCACCCCCGGACCGCAUCGCAUGGGCCUGGAAGGAGAACAUUUUGGAGGCAGGGACACUGGAGCGGUACACAGUGGAGCGGACUAACACGGGCAGCGGGGUCCUCUCCACCCUCACCAUCAACAACGUCAUGGACGCCGACUUCCAGACCCGCUACAACUGCACGGCCUGGAACAGCUUCGGGCCGGGGACCGCUAUCAUCCAGCUGGAGGAGAAAGAGGUCUUGCCCGUGGGCAUCAUCGCCGGUGCCACCAUUGGGGCCAGCAUCCUCGUCAUCAGCUUCCUCGUCGCACUUGCCUGCUUCCUCUACCGGCGCCGGAAAGGAAGCCGUAAGGAUGUCACCUUGCGCAAGCUGGACAUCAAGGUGGAGACAGUGAACAGGGAGCCCCUGACGCUGCAUGCGGACCGCGACGAGGACACAGCCAGCGUCUCCACGGCCACCCGCGUCAUGAAGGCCAUCUACUCGUCGUUCAAGGAUGACGUGGACUUGAAGCAGGACCUUCGCUGUGACACCAUCGACACCCGCGAGGAGUAUGAGCUCAAGGACCCCACCAACGGCUACUACAAUGUCCGCGCCCAUGAGGACCGCCCGUCCUCCCGCACCGUCCUCUACGCUGACUACCGCAACCCCGGCCCAGCACGCUACGACACCCGCCCACCCUCCCGCCUCUCCCACUCCAGCGGCUACGCUCAGCUCAACACCUACAGCCGUGGUCCCACGUCCGACUACAACGCCGAAGCGGCACCAGGUCCCGGACCCCCUCCUGGCACAGCGGGUGGUGAGACGGCAAGCCAGCUCUCCUAUGAGAACUAUGGGGGUCACGCUGCCUUCCCGGCCGGCACCGGUUAUGCCACCUACCGCCUGGGGUACAGUCAGCCCCCCAGCCUGGACCGGGCACCCUACGACGCCUACGACCCCAUGGGCAAGUACGCCAGUGCCACCCGCUUCUCCUACACCUCCCAGCACUCGGACUACGGGCAGCGCUUCCAGCAGCGGAUGCAGACGCACGUCUAGGGUGGGCAGGGGCUGGCAGGCAGCACCGAAA